Molecule: messenger RNA, 4147 nt
Organism: Xenopus tropicalis (tropical clawed frog)
Lineage: Eukaryota; Metazoa; Chordata; Amphibia; Anura; Pipidae
Gene: nek9
Product: NIMA-related kinase 9
Exons: 23
Coding region: 80-2908 (942 amino acids)
Cellular component (GO): cytoplasm
Molecular function (GO): protein kinase activity; ATP binding; transferase activity
Source: RefSeq, a predicted model, not a curated record
AGUUUGAGCGCAUUUUAACUCCGCACUUCCAGGUCAAGGGGCACCAACAUGGAAUCGGGGAGCAGACGGUGACUUCGCCAUGUCCGCCCUCGGCCGGUAUGACCGGCACUGCGACUCCAUCAACUCGGACUUUGGCGAUUCGGUGCGAAGCUGCGGACCUGAGCAGGAGGAGCUGCACUACAUCCCCAUCCGGGUCCUGGGGCAUGGGGCUUAUGGGGAGGCCACUUUGUACCGGCGCACUGAGGAUGAUUCCCUUGUUGUUUGGAAAGAAGUUGGCCUUGCCCGGCUCUCUGAGAAGGAACGUCGUGAUGCUCUAAAUGAAAUUGUCAUCUUAUCUCUGUUGCAACAUGAUAAUAUUAUUGCAUAUUACAACCAUUUCCUGGACAGCAACACCUUGCUUAUCGAGCUGGAAUACUGCAAUGGUGGUAACCUGUUUGACAAAAUUGUCCGUCAGAAGGCCCAGCUUUUCCAAGAAGAGAUGGUUCUUUGGUAUCUGUUCCAGAUUGUGUCAGCCGUGAGCUGUAUCCACAGAGCAGGGAUACUACACAGAGAUAUUAAAACACUGAACAUCUUUCUGACCAAGGCAAAUCUAAUAAAACUUGGAGAUUAUGGCUUGGCCAAACAGCUCAGCUCUGAAUAUUCCAUGGCUGAAACGUGUGUUGGCACUUUAUAUUACAUGUCUCCUGAGCUAUGUCAAGGCGUGAAAUACAGUUUCAAAUCAGACAUCUGGGCAGUGGGAUGUGUUCUUUACGAGCUUCUGACUCUGACUCGUACAUUUGAUGCCACGAACCCUUUGAAUCUGUGUGUAAAGAUAGUGCAAGGAAACUGGGCAAUGGGCCUGGACAACAGUGUGUACUCCCAAGAUUUGAUCGAAGUGGUGCAUGCUUGCCUGGAACAGGACCCAGAGAAGCGCCCAACAGCAGAUGAGAUUCUGAAAAUGCCAAUAUUGAGCUGGAGGAGAAGAGACAUGGAGGAAAAAGUAUCUAUGCUGAAUCGAUCCAAUAAGAAGCCCAGGACGGGUACAGUUACAGAAGCCCCUAUCGCUGUCGUUACAUCAAGGAGCAGUGAGGUGUAUGUAUGGGGAGGUGGAAAGACCACUCCUCAGAAGCUGGAUGUUUUCAAGGGUGGAUGCCGAGCACGGCAGGUCUGUGCUGGAGAUGCUCAUUUUGCUGUAGUGACCGUGGAAAAAGAGCUUUACACUUGGGUGAACAUGCAGGGAGGAUCAAAACUACAUGGACAGUUGGGACACGGAGACCGUGCCUCCUACCGUCAACCAAAACAUGUGGAAAAACUUCAAGGAAAGUCAGUACAGCAAGUCAGUUGUGGAAGUGAUUUCACCGUAUGCAUUUCAGAUGAGGGACAACUAUAUUCAUUUGGCUCAGAUUAUUAUGGCUGUCUUGGUGUAAAUCAGUCUGCAGGUGCUGAAGUCCUUGAGCCGCUCUUGGUGGAUUUCUUUUUAAAUGAGCCAGUAGAGCAGGUCUCCUGUGGGGAUAGCCACAUUAUUGCACUGACACGAAGCAAGUGUGUUUACUCCUGGGGUUGUGGGGAGUAUGGACGCUUAGGAUUGGACUCAGAAGAUGACGUCUAUUCUCCUCAGAAGGUAGAGGUGCAGCGAGACCUCUGUAUUGUGAAUGUUUGUUGUGGUUCAGAUGGAAGUUUCCUAUUGACUCUCACAGGUAAAGUCCUUGCCUGUGGCCUUAAUGAGCACAAUAAGCUGGGUCUGAACCAGUAUACAGCAGGGAUAAUUAACCAUGAAGCCUUCCAAGAGGUCCCAUACACAACCUCCCUGACACUUGCCAAACAGUUGUCUUUUUAUAAGAUUCGCAGUAUUUCCCCUGGAAGGACUCACACAGCAGCCAUUGACGAGCGUGGGCGACUUUUGACUUUUGGUUCAAAUAAGUGUGGACAACUGGGAGUAGGAGAUUACCGGAAGCAUCUUGGAAUCAAUCUUCUUGGAGGACCUUUAGGUGGCAAACAAGUAAUUAGAGUGUCUUGCGGGGAUGAGUUUACAAUUGCAGCUACAGCUGAUAAUCACAUCUUUGCUUGGGGAAAUGGUGGAAAUGGACGCCUAGCAAUGACCCCAAAUGAACGCCCACAAGGCUCUGAUAUCUGCACCUCAUGGCCCCGUCCGAUAUUUGGGUCCCUACAUCAUGUCACUGACCUCUCCUGUCGUGGCUGGCACACAAUCCUGAUUGUAGAGAAAGUACUGAACUCCAAAACAAUUCGUUCAAAUAGCAGUGGAUUAUCCAUUGGGACCCUCGCACAAAGCUGCUCAUCGGGUUCUGGAAGUAGAGAGGAGGAUAGUGAACGUGAAUCUCUGACCUCCGAUCCCAGUAGAGGAUUUCGUGGUACCAUAGAAGCUGAGCCUGAAACAGGUCCAUUUAAUACAACUGAAAACAUGGAAAGCAGCUCAUGCCCCAGCUGGCUCCGACAGGAGCUGGAGGAAGCAGAGUUCAUUCCAAUGCCAGAUACACCAAACUUUGUUAGCAUGGAGUCCUCACAAAAUGGGACCACAUCAUUGCAGGAUGUGAAAGAGACUCCUAAUGCUCUAGAGAAGCCUUCAUUUCAAGCUUGCACAUGCAGCACUCUACAGGAGGAGGUGCGAAAGCUGCAAGACGUUGUGUCCACCUAUAGGAGUGAGCAAGAAUUACUGUGUAGGGAGAACUCACGUUUGGCACUGGAAGUCCAGGAACUAAAUGCCAAGCUCCAGUCAGCCAUGCAGAUGAACCAAGUUGUAAAUAAGCAUGGGGAAGCAAUACAUCAGCUCCAAAAACAGUUGGCCUUGUAUUGGAAGAGUUCUCCUCCAUCUGCGGGCAAUGCUGAGACCUCCAGGGAGGAUUCUGAUGCAGAAUCCUGGUGCUUCUUGGGUACAGAAGCCUGUCGUUCUUCCUCUGGGACACCAAUGUGAUACUCCAUGGAAGCCUCCUUUUGACAGUCUACUCACACACAAUUAAAUGUGUUUAAUCAUAUAGCCAUGUGAGCAGCAUGUGGAUUCUUUCAGGUCGAUGAAGAGCUGUUUCUGUGCCUUAAGGUUAAGCCAUGCCCCGCUAGCACACUCCACACUGGAGGAUACUACAUUUUUUUUAAAUUCUACUUCAGCAUUUGUCUCUCUUAACUUUUAAGUGAAUGAAAGUUUUUUUGCAGCAAAGGAACGGAGAAAAAAAGCUGUUUAUGGUGAGAGUGAAGGGUAACAUGAAGUUUAUAAUGAAGCCACUGUAAAUGGUCAGCACAGUGCUAGUGACAAACCCCCUCAUUGUGCACAAUUCUCCGCUCAGCUUGUGGACACUGCAUAACUUUAUUUUUCACCACAGAUGUUUUAGCUCUCUGUAUUGCGCGUGGUCUUAUAAUGACUGGAAUACACAGAUCACUGUGCAUGGCCCCAUAUUAAGAUCAAUGUUUUCUUAUUUUGUUCUCCAGUCACUUUCAGCGUAUAAUCAGUAUUGGACUCACAACCUGUAGCAAGGGUGGAGAGGGAGACAUCUUUGGUCUGUAAACCUUAACACAGUAUUGUUUGUGGAGUACCGGAGCAGGCAGCUCGAUCUUGUUGUCUGUCUCAGAUGGUCAACUUUUAUGCCAGUUAUGUGAAGAAAAACUGAGCUUUCUGUGAUCAGACUAAUCCCAGCAAAACAGUUAUCAGAAUACAUUCUUUUAGGUCAGCAAAAUAAGUGGCAAUGGAGGAAUGAAUGAGUAGAAGGUGUUUACAAAGAGAAGCUCUGCUAGGUAAUUGCAAAUGAUGAAAGAAAAUCCUAGAGACAGUAUGUUUGCUGCAAGGAGACCUGUUACAGAGAGAGAAGUUAUAUGAGGCAAAAGCAAAGGUGUAUGUGGGAUUUGAGUGAUAGGAAUGCUUAGUGGAGGUUGUGCUUGCACAGCAAGCAGAGGUAAACGAAAGGUAAAAAUUAUUGCUGCUGUUUUUUUUAGUUAAGGGUUUAAAGUCAACAGGAAGAAAUACAAAACAUUUACCCAGUGUUUAAGGGACAGCACCACUUAUAUCGCUACUCUAAAAAAAGCAUGUUUGUACACUGUCAAAUAUAUGUAAACUUUUAAAAUGCCAUUUGUUGGCAUAUGUGUUUUUGCCUAAGGCAUGGACCACCAAUUUUGCUGACUAAUUAAACUUGGUCAUAUGUGCUCAAUAAACAGACUCCCCUUA